Molecule: messenger RNA, 6269 nt
Organism: Cinara cedri
Lineage: Eukaryota; Metazoa; Arthropoda; Insecta; Hemiptera; Aphididae
Source: the annotation of a GenBank genome assembly
CCCGGGUCCACGAUACAAACAACGGCGUACGCCCAGAGAGGGUCGUUUUGAAUUUCGAUUAAUUUAUUACGUUAUCAAUUUCGAAUCUUAUCAAAAGAAAUUAUCAACUUUUCAACAAUGAUAAGCGACACGGAUUUCAAAACGUUAGUGUCUGUGAAAAAAAAAUAAUUCCGCCGUACUCGUUGUUGGUUCCUACCGAACUAGUUGAUGUGAAUCUGUUUUAUUAGUUAAACAAACCCGCGUUAAUUACUUUUUUUUUUUUUUUCACGCUAAACAAACAAUUAAAUACAUUACAAACAAAUUAUAACGCGUGUACUUAUCAAAUGUUUUAUUUCAAUAAUGGAAUUAUUUUCAAAUGUUUCUAUUUAAAUAUUUAGGUACUUUAUACAUUUUACACGUUAUUUCUUUUAUUUGUGAAUCACUAAUUGUAAGUGUUUAUCUAUAGACGAAAUACUGACGCACAAUUAACAUGGUAAGAGAUCAUGUGUCAUUGAAUUUUGACACAGUAUCAUUGGCCGGCCCAACGCAAAAGUACAGCUUUAAAAAUUCAUUUCGAAGGGUUAGAUAUUGUUUAAAGAUAAUUAUAAUCAUUAUUAAUUUAUGUGUUCUAAUAUAUUAGACUUUUAACACAUUUGUUAUUUUAUUAAUUUUUUUUGUUUUCUCGCAGAAUUGGAGACAAUUGUCCAAGUUACAAAGGUUAAUUUGUUUUUCGCUCGUCAGUGCGAUAAUAAUUGCAAUACUUCUGUGGCUUAUUAGAUACACCAGACAUUUAAAACAAGGAUUAUUAGAGGCCAAUUCACUAAAGUUACAAAAGCCAACUAUUUUGUUUCAAGACAGUGUAUGUUGAAUAUUGGCACUGUAAAUGACACGAUCUCAGCAUUUAUCUAUUUUUUAUUUUAGGUAUUGAAUUUACCAGAUGGCGUGGAAGCUAUAAAAUUAAACGAUUUUGAUAACGAAGCGCCGUCAGAUCAAAAAGAACAGAUUGCCGCGCCGGCAGUUAACAUUCAUGCAGAUCCGCAGUCCAGUGUCGGCGUUCAGUUUGAGCCAGCAUCAGGUCAUCGACAAGUUGCAGUUCUAAAUGCAUUCAAACAUGCGUGGAACGGAUAUAAAAAAUAUGCCUGGGGACAUGAUCAUGUCAAACCCAUAUCUAGAAAGCACCAAGACUGGUUUAAUUUAGGAUUGACUAUCGUGGAUUCUUUAGACACACUAUGGAUAAUGAAUUUGAAAAAAGGUAUUUAAUAAUGAACAUACAGUAUAUAUUGACCACGUAAAACUGUUUGAGUUACAUGAUUUUACCAAAAAACAAAAACUGUGUUCUAACAUGCUUAUCUUUUAAAUAUACCUAAUUUGGUUAUCAAAAUAAAUAACUUCAGAACUUGACGCAAGUCAAGAUAUAUAGUGAACUAUUUUAUAAUUUUGUUGUAUGUGUUCGGUUUAAAUGUUUAGUUAACAAAGUUUUGAUUUUUUAAGAAAAGUUACAAUAAUGUUAAUACCACAUUUUAACAUUAUUUAGCAGUUAAUUGUUGUUCAAUUUCAUUGAAAACGUACAUUUCUUAGACCAUUUGUGACAUCAGGAUAUAAUUGAAAUUAUUUGAACUUAUUUAUGAUCAAAUUUACAACCAUUUUACAUUUGACAUAUUUAAAAAUUUAAUGAAACAUCUUCUACUCUUCAGAUAAAAUUUUAAAUAAUGUUAUUUUUGAUAUUUUCUUCUUAGCUCUUUAAAAUAAGCGAUACACCCAUUUGCUAUAUCGUUCCACCACAUAUACCAAAAAACUAAUAAACUAUUCAAUUUCACCAUUUUGUUCAGAAUAAUAAUCUAUUAAGAUAUUAGUCUAGUCUAUCAAGUUAAAGAGUCCAAACUUUAUAUUAAAUUUGUAAUAUUUUGAAAGAUACCUAUGUGUUAAAAGUAAUAAUUGAAAUACUCAUUAUUAUAUUGUGAAUACUGGUAAAAAAAAUAAAGAUAAUGCCAUAUCUUAUCUACGAAUUGCUCAACUCAUUCCAUAAAUUAUUUUAAUUAUUAUUAUUAUUAUUUUUUUUUUUUUUAAAUAAUUACCUUUCAAAAUAAAUUACAUAGGUAAACAUAAUUUAUGAUUUAUCUAUUUCAUUAUCUUUUACCAUAGCUUUUAUUGAAGAUAGAGAGUUAAACAACUAAGCAAAUAAUAUAAUAUACAAAGCAACUGAAAUAAAUUAACAAAGUUAAUCUUAUUACUUAUCAAAUAAUAUCUUAGACAAAUAUUUAAUUAAACAAUAAUACAUUUUAACAUAUUUUUCAAAUUUUUGUCUAAUAUUUAUGUACAACCAAUUAUGUACAACUUUUUUGGAUUACUUACAUAUAUACAUUUUAGACAAAUUCAAUAUUUAGACUUAGACAGUCCAUACAUUUUUGAUUUCACAAUAUAAUCUCACAGGCAACUGUGACAUUAAUGCCCUGUCCAUUCAAGUUUACCAUAUUAAUUGUUUAUUUUUUUUUAAUAAAUAGCAUAUUGUAGUAAAACUGCUACAUUUCUCCUUUCAUUUUGUUUUAUUUAUAAGUUCAUAAUAGACAAAAAUGACAUCCACGUCGUAUGUAAAUAGGCAGUCAUGUUCUAAAAUUAAUAAGUAAUUUAAGUUGAUACCUAAUUUUUCUGCUUAUAGAAUUUGAUGAAGCUCGUGAAUGGGUCAGUACAAGCUUUAACCUUGAUCAUUAUAAAGAUGUCAAUCUUUUUGAAACUACUAUUAGAGUGUUGGGUGGAUUUCUGAGUGCUUACCAUCUAUCAGAAGAUUCAUUAUUUCUUGAUAAAGCCGUAAGUAUUAAAAAUUAGAUUGGUUUGUGUUGGCAACAUAGUGGAUUUUUUUUCCAUUAUGUAAUUAGCUAUCUAUCCUUUUAUUACAUUUUAAAAUCUUUUUAAAUAUUAAAUAAUUACUUCUAAAAUUGAGUGUAAACAGAAUUAGUCGAUUUUUAAUGCAAGUAUUAUGAUAUUCAUUUAAUUUUUCAAACUGAUGAAUCAUUUCAUAGGAAAAUAAAAUUCCACAAAUGUGAAUCAUAUGUUUAUGAUAAUAUUUUUAAUUAUUUAAUUUGUUGUAGUUAGAUGUUGGUUCUCGACUAAUGCCAUGUUUUACAAAGUCCUUGUCGCCAAUACCUUAUUCUGAUGUAAAUCUCGUUUCGCAAAUGGCUCAUUCACCCAAAUGGAGUCCGGAUUCAAGCACAGCUGAGGUAUCUACUAUACAAUUAGAAUUCAGAGAUUUAUCGCGAUCAACUGAUCUAAAGAAUUAUGAAGUAAGGAAAUAAUUCAAAACAAAACUGUUGUUAUACAAAUCUAAACUUGGUAUUGGUAAUUUAAUUUUAGAAAGUUGCAUUCAGAGUAUCAGAACAUAUUCAUACACUGGACAAAUUUCAUGGACUCGUGCCUAUUUACAUUAAUCCAAACACUGGCAAAUUCCAUCGGGGGUCUGAAAUUAAAAUUGGUGCUAGGGGUGAUAGUUAUUAUGAAUACCUUUUAAAACAAUGGAUCCAAACUGGAAAAACAAUUGAUUUGUAAUAAUUGUUAGGAAAUAUUAUUAAUUUCAAUAAUUAAACUAACAUAUUUUUUUUAUAGUUUGAAAGAUGACUAUUUGGAAGCUAUUGAUGGUAUAAUAUCACAAUUAGUGCGCACGUCUCCUCAAAGAAAUUUAACUUAUAUAGGAGAAUUGAAGGCAGGAUCACAUAGCUUUCAUCCCAAAAUGGAUCAUUUGGUAUGCUAUUUACCGGGAACAUUAGCACUCGGUGUUCAUUACGGUAUGCCCUCUAGUCAUAUGAGAUUAGCUGAAAAAUUAAUGGAAACAUGUUAUCGCAUGUAUGCUGAUCAACCAACAUUUUUAUCACCAGAAAUUGUAUAUUUUGGCACGAAAGUAAGAUUGAAUUCAAAUUGUAGUUACUAUUUUUUAUUCUUAUCUUCUAAAUUUGUUUAAUUUUACAGGUUGAAGUUAAUCAAGAUAUGUAUGUUAAUAGCAAUGAUGCACACAGUUUACUGAGGCCUGAAUUUGUUGAAAGCCUUUGGUACAUGUACCAAAUAUCAGGAAAUACUACAUACCAAGAUUGGGGUUGGUUGAUAUUUCAAGCAUUUGAACGGCACACAAAAGUUGCUGGUGGUUUUACAUCUAUUGGAAAUGUAUUAGAUCCAGACGAUAUACGUCCUCAGGACAUGACUGAGUCGUUCUUUUUCGCAGAAACUCUAAAAUACCUCUAUUUGUUAAUGUCUAAUGAAAGACAUAUGCUGUCUAUAGAUAAGUAUGUGGUGAAUAGCGAAGGACAUCCUUUACCUAUUAGAAAUCGGUGAUCUCUAAUGUACCUUGUACUUCUUUAUAGUAUUGUUGAAAAAAUGUAUUCUAAUUUAGGACAUUUAUUUAUCUUAAUUGGCUGUGAAUUUUUGUUUUUAUCGGUUUCGUAUACUCGCCCAAUUAUCACACAAGAUUUAAAGUAAAAAGUAUUAAAUAAAUAAAAAAAACUAAGAAACUAUAGAUUUAAAAAUGUGACCUAACUAAACUGCUAUUAAAUAUUAAUUAGUACAAGUCAAUAUUAUCAAGUUCAUUUCUUAAAAUAUUGAAUGCAAUUAAUUUGUGAUCAAAUUAUCUAUACAUUUGUUUUGAAAUGAUUUACUGAUAAUAAUUUACUGAUCUUGACAAUUUGUAAAAGAUUAUUAUAAAUAACUAUUAAGUAAUAAUAUUGUCCAUAAGUAUUGUAUACCUAUUAAAUUAAACACGUGGCAAAAAAUGUAUUAUCAUUCAUGGGUUCCAUCCAAAACCUUGUUAAUAUAAACUAAAUUUUUGUCCCCGGAACAAGGCUUUUUUUAAAAUAAUUUAUACACAAUACCAACAUUAGUAUAAAAAUUCAAUCAAACCCACUGGUUUUUAUAAAACAUAAUUUUGCCAUCAAUGAGUACUCUUAUUGAUAUUAACCUUAAAAGAAUUUUUCGAUUUUGCCAUUUACCAUUUUGCUUUUUUUUUUUUUUAAUUAUUGAAAUUUUCACCUAGACAAUUAUCAAGUUAAUUUCCUAUAAUAUUGAAUUCAUUUUAUAUGUGAUCAAAUUAUCUGUAAAUUCAGAUUGUUUGAAAUGUUUGUUUAGAUAAUAAUUUUGAGACUAAAUAUUGUGAAUGAACUUAGUUUUAAUUAAAUAUUAGUUGUGAAUCGAGUAUUAUUUUAAAAAUUUAUUUAAACAGUAUUACAAAAAAUUAUACGAUGUAUACAAUAACUUUAAUCUUAAUAUUUCGACUUUAUUUUCAAAUAAUUGUGUUAUUCUUAUUAAAUGUACAAAACUUAAAUUUUGGUAGUUUCAAUAGGAAAUCUGAGAAAAAUACAUUAUAAAUAUCUGUUAAUAAUCAAAAAACACAAAAUUAUUUGAGUGAUUAAUUUAUAAAAACUAAAAAUUAAAUAAAUAAAGUAAAGCGUUUAAUUUUUAAACAACAAUCUAUAAUUAUUCCAAUUAUAAUAUUGAUAAAAUUCGAUAACUAUAUUAUGCUUAUAUGUAGAAACCAAAUACAUUAAAUAUCUUAUACAUAGUAAAUAAUUAACAGCAUUUGUAUUUAAAAUUCACAAAGUACUUAUAUUUUGCCACUUUGAUACUUAUUUUUCAAUGAUGGAUAGUGUGAAUUUAUAUUUAAAUUAAUGACAAUGUAUAAUAAUGUUACAGAUUCAUAUAUAAUUUAAAUAAUAAUAAUAUUAAUCACAAUGUCACAAAAAAUGUACAUCUCUUUGUCAACCAAAUCAACAACCACGACUAUGAUAUAAAGUGUUCUGAAUAUAAGUUUAAUAGAAACAUAAAAACAGUAUUAUAAUAGUAAAUGAAACACAACCAAUAAUACUCCGUGUUAAGUUUUAUCUAACAUAUUUAUUAUUAAAAAAUACUGAUACUGACAAAUAUAUUUCUUUUGUUUUGUAUAUUUUAUAUUAAACUGAAGAAAAGCUAAUUUAUUUAUCAGUUGCUCUUUCAUUAUUACACAAAGUGUAUAAUAAAUGUUAAAUUUUAAAUUUAGAGUAGAUUUUUACCAAUCAAUGCACAAUUUAUCUUUAAUUAUAACUUUAAUAUAUUUAUUAUGUAUUCAGUAUUAAAUUUUAUUUUAUUAUUUAACAAUUAUGUAAUUAUGCACUGUUAUUUUUUUAUAGCAAAAUACGAAAGAAAACAAAUCUGUUAAGUAAUAAUUUAAUACAUUUAUGGUUUGUACAUUGUCAUUACAAAUCCAAAUCAAUAUUAAUGUUUUUUUUUUCUUCUAUCAAACAAAAUAUGUUUCAAAUAAAAUGUUAAAAGUAUCCAUG